This is a messenger RNA of Fulvia fulva, 1740 nucleotides long. Its product is annotated as Cell pattern formation-associated protein stuA. Gene Ontology annotation, molecular function: DNA-binding transcription factor activity; sequence-specific DNA binding. Gene Ontology annotation, cellular component: nucleus. NCBI's taxonomy places the organism in Eukaryota, Fungi, Ascomycota, Dothideomycetes, Mycosphaerellales, Mycosphaerellaceae. Gene Ontology annotation, biological process: positive regulation of transcription by RNA polymerase II. The transcript has 3 exons. Bases 1 to 1740 code for a protein of 579 amino acids. The record is from RefSeq and is a predicted model, not a curated record.
AUGAAUCAACCACAGCCGUACAUGGACCAGCAUGCGCCAGCACCACCACCAGCUUCAAGUAUGACCCAAUAUUCGAACUACGGCGCACCACAGCCUUUGCAGCCAGCACCGCAUGGUUAUGCGCAACCAGCCUAUCCCCAGUAUCCUCAGUAUGGCCAGUCCAUGCCACCAAUGCAGGGAGGCCAUCCUGUUAGCUCUUCCAUGCCUGGGCAGAUGGUCAACUCAUUACCUCUACCCACCAUGUCAGCACCUCAGCAACCGGGUGGCGGCCAGCAAUUCCAGCAGUCUUUCGAUACGACAGGCCAGAUCGCGCCUCACGGCAUGAAGCCAAGAGUCACUGCAACUCUUUGGGAAGACGAGGGCAGCCUCUGCUUCCAGGUCGAGGCAAAUGGCGUCUGCGUUGCGAGACGUGAAGACAACCACAUGAUCAACGGCACCAAAUUGCUGAACGUCGCUGGCAUGACGCGUGGACGUCGUGAUGGUAUCCUGAAGAGCGAGAAGACGCGUCACGUUGUCAAAAUCGGUCCGAUGCACCUGAAAGGUGUCUGGAUCCCAUUCGAUCGCGCGCUGGACUUCGCGAACAAGGAGAAGAUCACAGAACUCUUGUACCCUCUUUUCGUUCAUAACAUUGGUGCUCUUCUUUAUCAUCCCACGAACCAGGCUCGACAGAGUAUCGGCAAUGCCGCGAUGGCUGCGCGUCGACCGGACUCCUCGCAAGAGUACAUGCGUACGCCGCAAGGGACACAAGCACCAGCCUUGACGCACCACCACUCCAUGAGCAAUCCGAUUAAUGCGAGCAUUCCACCGCAGCCGCACUCCAUUGCUCCCCACCCUGCGUCUGGCAGGCCACAACUCGACAGGGCACACACUUUCCCAACACCACCGACAAGUGCGUCGAGCAUGACCAUGGCCAACGGCAACAUGCCAAGCUCGUAUGAGUAUGGGAAUUCAGCAGGUGCAGUAAACUCAGCAUCCACGCCUCCUGGCAACUCGCAAGGCAUGCCUCAGUAUCAGACGAGCCAGCCGCCGUACUCGCAAUCAUACUCGACACCGGGCUCGUACAGCCAAUCUCAGUACACGCACCAGCAACCAGGCGUGCAGCGUUACGGCAACAUUCACUCGAGCCCAGAAGCCGUCAAGACUGAAAUGGGCCCUCCUGCUCGCGCAGGCGCAGAGAACGACCACCCUGAUCACAAAGCCGGCGGAUAUGGUGGCCAGCAAGAUGCGGAGGGUGAACACGAGGGUGAAUAUACCCACACCAGUGCGUCUUAUGGCGCAAGACGACUGUCGUACAAUUACAAGCCUAACCCAGCGCCAGGACCUCUUCACCCAGACUCUUCGCACGUGUCACCAGAGAUGACACAUUCGCCUCACCAGAACGGCUCUGGCAGAGCAACCCCACGUACGACCAACCCCUACACGGGCUACAACAACACGCCGCAACGACCCAACCAAUUGCCACAGAGCAACUUGAACUACAUUAUGAGUAACGACACACGUGCUGGCGCCCCCAACGGCCAGGAUUAUGGAGCUCAGCAAAGCUACCAACCUGCGCCUCAGCACCCAGCGAUGAACGGCAUCAAGCGUGGGCGCGAGGACGACGACCAAGUCGAUCCAUACGGCAGACCUCUGAGUGCGAGUGGCGAGCACAAGCGACAGCGAACAGACCCUGGAGCAAUGUCUGCGCGGCCAAUCAGUACACCACAAUCACUCAAAGCUGGCGGUGCUGUGAGGCGGUAA